Molecule: messenger RNA, 1614 nt
Organism: Linum tenue
Lineage: Eukaryota; Viridiplantae; Streptophyta; Magnoliopsida; Malpighiales; Linaceae
Source: the annotation of a GenBank genome assembly
AUUUUGGUCAAUUAACCCAUUCUAGAGGCUUCUUCCAUCCAGGUUCUAAUAACUGCAUAUAACUUCGCCAAUUCCGGUACCUGCUUCCUCCUUCAUCCCGACUGAAUAACCCUAGAAGAGAAGAGAAAGGGGGAAAAGGCGGAAUUCGAGCUUCUUGGGAUCCGCCGAACGAUCAAAUCGAGCUCAGCCAUGGGAGGAGGAAACGCCCAGAAAGCCAAGAUGGCCCGAGAGAAGAAUCUGGAGAAGCAAAAGGGUGCAAAGGGUAGCCAGCUCGAAACUAACAAGAAAGCCAUGAGUAUUCAGGUAAUCUCCUUGCAUGCUGUUCUUAUUCCUUCUUCUGAUAUUUGAUUUGGUCAUUAUAGUUCAAUUCUCCCUUUUCCCCCGACGAUUGCCGGUUUCUUGAGUGGCGAUCUUCUACUAUCUUGAUACUCUCUGAAUUUUGUUCUGGGCUGCUGUUAGGGUUACUGGUUUCUCUGUUUAUGACAUGCUUGAAUUUAGUACACCAGCUAGUGGCCAUAGCAGUGUCUUAGUCUUUUGUGUUUGUGAUCAGUUUAUAGCAUCUAUUAUCUAGGGUCUGAUCAUUGUGUAUAUUGAAAUCAUGCUCAAAAUUAUGGCUAACGAGGAUCAACACAGUGUGCAAAUUCUGGGGGAAUUCUGUCCUGUACAUCAAGGGUCAAGCUGGAGCUUGAUUUAUGCAGCAAGAAAUGUUCCUGGUUUCACGCAUUAAGUAGUUUGGUGUUAGAAUCGUAGCUCUGCGAUUUUCGGUAAUGCGCUAAAAAGUUCGCAUAGCUUUACUUCGUCUGUUGAUUAUCCUGCUAAUUCUCCCUUGAGAUGAGCUACUGUACCAUGGUGGUGGUAGUGGUGGUUGUUUCAGUACUUGUGUUGUGCUGUUAUAGCUUGCCUGUGUGAUGAAGAUAUAUUUUUUACUCGGUUACACCGCAAAGGUAGUAAUUUGGUGUUCUUUGUUGUUUGUGCUGCUCCCCCGAUGGCUCGCUGGUGGAUCCCUGGAUGAUUGCUUCCGGUGAAUGCAGUGCAAGGUGUGCAUGCAGACAUUCAUCUGCACCACUACAGAGGUGAAGUGUCGAGAGCACGCUGAAGCGAAGCACCCGAAAGCUGAUGUGUAUGCUUGUUUCCCCCAUCUUAAGAAAUGACACAACUGGAAGUUGGAACAUAGCAUGGCAAGGUACUCUGAGGUUUGGUUGUAGAGUCUAGGAAUGCUCGUGUACCGUGUUGUUGCAUUAUAUAAUCAUCCUUACUUGUGUGUCCUGGAGGAUGCUUUCACUGGAGAACUAUGGUUUGUCCAAAUUUCAUCAUGAUUGGUGGUGUUUCUGGAAGAUGUUUCAUUAUAAUCUCAGAUUGUAAAAACUGGGCGUUGUUAAUGAGUCUUCCAACUUGUUGGAUAGUAUUUGGGCACGCGCCAAUGAAUUUUAACAUGUUACACUUUUAGGAGAGGUGAUCCUCUCCUUAGCAAAGCAACCCGUUUGUAUCGGUAGUUCAACACUAGGUUGACUACUGCUUUUAAUUUUCAAGAAUUGUAAUAUUCUAUCUAUGGCGCAAAAAAAAAAAAAAAAAAGUUUGUCAGAACCAAGGAUUAAAAGGUUCGUUAAAAAAAAU